This is a messenger RNA of Alternaria conjuncta, 1488 nucleotides long. It is a transcript of the gene ATP2, whose product is annotated as atp2, beta subunit of the F1 sector of mitochondrial F1F0 ATP synthase. NCBI's taxonomy places the organism in Eukaryota, Fungi, Ascomycota, Dothideomycetes, Pleosporales, Pleosporaceae. The transcript has 7 exons. The record is from RefSeq and is a predicted model, not a curated record. Gene Ontology annotation, molecular function: proton-transporting ATP synthase activity, rotational mechanism; ATP binding. Gene Ontology annotation, biological process: proton motive force-driven mitochondrial ATP synthesis; proton transmembrane transport. Bases 1 to 1488 code for a protein of 495 amino acids.
AUGCUGAAGAGUGGGAUCCAGCAGGCGCUCCGCGCUUCCAUGCGCAGGCCGGCCAUCCGCCGCAGCGCAUUUUCGCCCAUGAAGAAGAGCUUCGCCCCAGCUAUGUCCACACGCUUCGCCAGCACCGAUGCUACAAAGGAUGGCAAGAUUCACCAGGUUAUUGGCGCUAUCGUUGAUGUCAAGUUCGACACCGAGCAGCUCCCUGCUAUUCUCAACGCUGUCACAACCCAGAACGGUGACCAGAAGCUGAUCCUCGAAGUCGCUCAACAUUUGGGUGAGAACGUCGUCCGCUGCAUUGCCAUGGACGGUACCGAGGGUCUCGUCCGAGGUUCCAAGGCCACCGACACCGGUGCUCCCAUCAAGAUCCCCGUUGGUCACGGUACCCUUGGUCGUAUCAUGAACGUCACUGGUGACCCCAUUGACGAGCGUGGUCCCAUCAAGGCCACCAAGUACGCCCCCAUCCACGCCGACCCCCCGGAGUUCACCGAGCAGUCCACCUCCGCCGAGGUCCUCGUCACCGGUAUCAAGGUUGUUGACCUGUUGGCUCCUUACGCUCGUGGUGGAAAGAUUGGUCUCUUCGGAGGUGCCGGUGUCGGAAAGACUGUGUUCAUUCAGGAGUUGAUCAACAACAUCGCCAAGGCCCACGGUGGUUUCUCCGUCUUCACUGGUGUCGGUGAGCGUACCCGUGAGGGUAACGAUCUGUACCACGAGAUGCAGGAGACUUCCGUCAUUCAGCUUGACGGUGACUCCAAGGUCGCCCUUGUCUUCGGUCAGAUGAACGAGCCCCCGGGUGCCCGUGCCCGUGUUGCCCUUACUGGUCUUACCGUUGCUGAGGCCGGUUCCGAGGUGUCUGCUCUUCUCGGUCGUAUUCCCUCUGCCGUCGGUUACCAGCCCACCCUCGCCAUCGACAUGGGUGUCAUGCAGGAGCGUAUUACCACCACCACCAAGGGAUCCAUUACCUCCGUCCAGGCCGUCUACGUGCCCGCUGACGAUUUGACUGACCCUGCUCCCGCCACCACCUUCGCCCAUUUGGACGCCACCACUGUCUUGUCCCGUGGUAUCUCCGAGUUGGGUAUCUACCCCGCCGUCGACCCUCUUGACUCCAAGUCCCGUAUGUUGGACCCCCGUGUCAUCGGUCAGGACCACUACGACACCGCCACCCGCGUCCAGCAGAUUCUCCAGGAGUACAAGUCGCUCCAGGAUAUCAUUGCCAUUCUCGGUAUGGACGAGUUGUCGGAAGCUGACAAGCUUACCGUCGAGCGCGCCCGUAAGAUCCAGCGUUUCUUGAGCCAGCCUUUCGCUGUCGCCCAGGUCUUCACUGGUAUUGAGGGCAAGCUUGUCGACCUCAAGGACACCAUCCGCUCAUUCAAGGCUAUCUUGACUGGUGAGGGUGACGACCUUCCCGAGGGUGCUUUCUACAUGGUCGGUGACUUCGAGUCAGCCCGCGCCAAGGGAGAGAAGAUUCUUGCCGAGCUCGAGAAGUCAUAG